Messenger RNA from Fulmarus glacialis (Northern fulmar), 1162 nucleotides. RefSeq names its product myosin-3-like. Gene Ontology annotation, cellular component: cytoplasm; vesicle; myosin complex. Gene Ontology annotation, molecular function: microfilament motor activity; ATP binding; actin filament binding. NCBI's taxonomy places the organism in Eukaryota, Metazoa, Chordata, Aves, Procellariiformes, Procellariidae. The record is from RefSeq and is a predicted model, not a curated record. Gene Ontology annotation, biological process: actin filament organization; vesicle transport along actin filament.
AUGUCUUCGGAUGCUGAGAUGGCUGUCUUUGGGGAGGCAGCUGUGUGUCUCCAAAAGUCAGAAAAGGAAAGAAUCAAAGCCCAGAACAAGCCUUUUGAUGCCAAGUCAUCCAUCUUUGUGGUGCAUCUGAAGAAAUCCAUUGUGAAAGGAACAAUCCAGAGCAAAGAGUCAGGGAAGGUCACUGACAAGACAGGUGGAGAUACUCUGACUGUGAAGGAUGAUCAAGUCUUCCCCAUGAACCCUCCCAAGUACGAUAAAAUCGAGGACAUGGCCAUGAUGAUCCACCUCCAUGAACCCGCUGUGCUGUACAACCUCGAAGAGCGUUAUGCAGCCUGGAUGAUCUACACCUACUCGGGUCUCUUCUGCGUCACUGUCAACCCCUACAAGUGGCUGCCAGUGUACAACCCAGAGAUGGUGUUGGCCUACCGAGGCAAGAAGCGCCAGGAGGCCCCUCCACACAUCUUCUCCAUCUCUGAUGAUGCCUAUCAGUUCAUGCUAACUGAUCGCGAGAACCAGUCAGUCCUGAUCACAUAUGUACACCCCCUGCUCAGUGGAGAAUCCAGUGCAGGGAAGACUGUGAACACAAAGUGUGUCAUCCAGUACUUUGCAACAACUGCAGCGAGUGGGGAGAAGAAGAAGGAGAAGCAGCCGUCAGGCAAAAUGCAUGGAACGCUUGAGGAUCAAAUCAUCAGUGCCAACCCACUGCUGGAGGCCUUUGGAAAUGCCAAGACUGUGGGGAAUGACAACUCCUCAUGCUUUGGUAAAUUCAUCAGGAUUCACUUUGGGGUCACAAGCAAACUGGCUUCUGCUGACAUUAAAACAUAUCUGCUGGAGAAGUCCAGAGUCGCUUUCCAGCUCAAGGCAGAAAGAAGCUACCAUUUUUAUCAGAUCAUGUCCAACAAGAAGCCAGAGCUAAUUGACAUGCUCCUCAUUACCACCAACCCAUACGACUACCAAUUUGUGAGUCAAGGUGAGAUCACUGUUGCCAGCAUUAAUGACCAGGAAGAGCUGAUGGCUACAGAUAGUGCCAUUGACAUCCUGGGCUUCACUGCUGAUGAGAAAACAGCCAUUUACAAGCUGACAGGGGCUGUCAUGCACUAUGGGAAUUUGAAGUUCAAGCAGAAGCAGAGUGAGGAGCAGGCAGAGCCAGAUGGAACAGAAC